Lentinula edodes (shiitake mushroom) is the source of this 3382-nucleotide messenger RNA. RefSeq lists its product as uncharacterized. NCBI's taxonomy places the organism in Eukaryota, Fungi, Basidiomycota, Agaricomycetes, Agaricales, Omphalotaceae. The coding region runs from base 19 to 3354 and encodes 1111 amino acids. The record is from RefSeq and is a predicted model, not a curated record. The transcript has 8 exons.
UCUGAUAAGGAUAUUGACAUGGGCGAAGUUCUUGUCUAUGACAGUGACAAGGAUAUCAACGCCACUCAAAAGGAAGCUGUUGAAGGCGAAUUAGUUGGGUCUGCUGAUGAAGACAGCAACGAACAAGAGAGUAGUGGAAAUGAGAAUGAAAUGGAUGAUGCGAAGGAUGUCGGAGAGGUUGAUGACAUUGGAAACCCCAUUGUUGAACUGACUACGGAGGAUCAAUUGGUUGAAGCCAUUAAUGCACCUGUCAAUCAAAAAAAUCCAAUCGAGUCGAACCAGGCAGGGCCUGAAGAUGAAGAUGUUAUUAUGAAGGACUCUGUUGACGUGGAUGAAUCGAUUUCGACUGCGAAAGGUGGAAAGCGCAAAGUCAGUUCCAAGGCCAAAGGCAAGGCAAGGGUGGUUGAAGAACCCCCUCUGACUGAGGCCCCUGAUCUUUCAGUUUAUGAAGUCGCCUCGACACAUGAGGCGAUUGAUCACAACAAGUACUUGCUUGGCUAUGCGAUGGUCAAUGUAGUUCAGGAGCGAUGUGGCGGUGCUGGCGUUGAACUUAUUGGUGGUCCUGGUCAACGUGAACUUAGUGCUUCGCAUGUAGACGUUCUCUAUGAACAGUUCGAAAAGGCUUGCUACAACACAGUUCCGGAGAACGCCAUCACUAUUGUGUUGGCUGACAAAAACAUCGAUCUCAACAGUCUUCAAAUGGUACAGGGGGCUGGCUGGCAGGACAUUUGUUUUACAAAUCAUGCUGCAAAUGCCACUGGAAUUUUAGCGGCUGGUCACCAUCGAGUGGCCGCCUCUAAGAAGAGGUUGGCAGAGGCUAUUUCGGAGUUUGAGACUUGUACAGUCAAGUUGGAGCUGAGAGGAGGCCACCAGCAAGACAUCAAGUUCCGGUUGGAAAAUGCGAGGCAUAUUCUCCAAACGCAAGGGAAAUGGUUGGCAGCUUUUCAUAGUCAUGAGGGCAUUUUGAAGGACUUGGCCAAUGGUCCUGCUAUUCUGACUCGCUUGUGCUCAAAUGCGCAAGUUCUGAGUAAGGCUGAUACACCGGAAACUCACUUUCGCAAGUUCAUGCUAAGUGUGAAUAUGUGUAAAACCUUGGAGGCUCGUCAGCAAGUUUAUCAAAUGACAGCUAUGCUUAGGGGUACACAGGAGCUGGUAGCAGCUCUAGUCAAGGAUCAUUCAGAAAUGUUUGAGGAAUAUGCCAGGCUUACUCCGCUUCCCUCUUUGAAAAGGGACUUUGCAGGAUUGGAUAGCUUCAAAGCUCUGUCAGGAGGACUUUGGCGCUUCCUUUUCCCUUUGUUGCACACAUCUUUGCAGAUGUUGUAUCUCCUUGUCGAUCCCAACCAAGUUGUCAAAUCUCCUAUUGCUGAUGAACUGCAAUCUAGUCUUCUGGUCCACAUUGGAAUGAAACAUCCAGGUGCUGGAAGCAAUCAUUCUGCAGAUUCUUACUUGGCAUUUCGAAACGAUCAGGUCAUUCCUAACAUGGCAACUUACGCCACCACCUUCUUUUCCCAACUUAGUCCGAUGCUUAAAAAGUUCUUGGAUUGUUUGGUCGAGGAAGUUUUCGAGCCUGGCUUUAUGCAGCAUCUGUCAUCAGAAAUUGAGACAUAUGCUGGACCGCCUUCGAAAGCAGACAACUGGUCAUCGAGUUAUCUUGAAUAUUAUAUGAAGGAUAUCGGUCGUAACGCACAAACAGUAGCUGAUGACUUUGUGGAAGAAUUUGGGGACCAACUUAGCGCCUCUGACCGAAGGGUGAUCUCCAAUAUUCGAUCUCGUAUCAGCAUAUACGGUGUCCAUCCCAUCACUCUUAGGACCCAGGGAAUUGAACUUAGCUUCACCCCCUUUCUGUGCCCUUCCUUCAUUACAGCAAUGAUUGCUCAAGUUGUGGAAGCACAUCCUGGCCUCAACUUGACAGUAUUCCUUAUUCAGCCUGGACUUCAUACUGCAAUAUGCCGGCUUGGACGUGCAAGUAACCGUGUCGACUCUUAUAACAGCAUCCCCUUUGGUGAUCGAGCAGAAGCUAUUGCUUAUGCUCUUGCUUAUCGGUCUGUUAAAGCCACCCAAUCUCCUUUGUUGCCUAUAGAGAUUAAUUCGGUAAGGGUGAAGUUUCUUAAAAUUGCCCAACUAUUCUUUGUGCACCGCCAUGUGUUCAAACAGUAUGCGACUCCUAUUCGGAAGGCACUACCUGAUGUCUUACCUCCAAAACAAGUGUUUGCAACUGAAUACGCUUCCAAUCUUUCACUUGGAUCCCAGGCGUACCACACUGCAGUUGAUCGCUGGCGCUUUGCAGCAAAGGCACAACUUUCUGCCCAAGGGAUGAAGUCCACAACUGGUGGGAUACCUGGUCUUGAUAGGGUUUUACCAUUCCCUCCAUCCAAUGUCAAGGUCCAGUUAAGCCGUAUUCCCAGUGUUGGCUCUGUUACCUGGGUCGAGUCUUUGCGACACAUUGGUUGGCCUUGGCUUCAAUACGGUGGCACUGCUAAGCGCAGUAUGAAUAAUCCCCUUCCAACUGAUACUGCUAUCUUCGAGGGCGUGUAUUAUGACAUGAUUCUUCUUGACAAGUUCAUUGCUCCUCUUCUUCACAAAUCGUCUCUUGCCAACUUCCAUCGGGAACUUAAGCAAGUUAUUCCUUCACCUUGGAUUGAUCCUGUUACAAAGGAACCCCUUUGUUCACUGUGGGUGGGGCCACCUUUCCCUGCUGAUCAAUGUGAAACCGAUCUACUUGAAGAAGGCGAUGGGGAGAAAGACGAAGAUGAUUUGGAAUAUGACAAUCGCCUUGCAAAAUUCGACCACGCUAUGGCGAUACAAGUCAAAAAGGCAAAGAGUAUCUAUGCCAACCUCGACAAGCAGAAUCUACGCUUCAAACGAGGUAAAAAGACUAUUUCUGUGGCCCAUCCGGAGAUUGUGAAACAGGCGAAUAACUUGGUGGACUUGUUUAUUGGGAAUGCAGUGUAUGUGGAAUCCUAUAAUGCUGGAAUCAAGGAGCCACUUCAGUACAUCAUGCUUGACGAUGAAAAACGCGCCCAGUUCAAAGUCCAAUAUCAAAAGUGGUGGGAUAUGUUGGAUGCUGCUGUUCAAGUUGCUGAUCCACAAGAGGUAACUGCUUUCGACAAAGCUGUAGCUGAUGCCAACACAGGACAUAAUCAAUGUAUUGCAUUUGGUGAUACUGAUUCUCAGAAAUGGCCUAUUCCCUUGCAUGUCAUUGGAGCAGAUGAUAAGGCAGCGGGCAAGAAGCGCAAGGCAGGUGGAGAUUUAGCAGUAGCAUCCUCUAGUAAGACCAAGUCAACCAAGGGUGGUAACAAAAAAUCCAAGGUUACUAGUGUGGAAACGAUCAGUGCUUCAAUGGAUGCAAACUAGUUUACAGUGUUUUAUGUGUACAAAUAUA